AACUACAUUAUCCAGACCAUAGGUAAUAGUGGUCCGAGCAUGGGUAUCGCCUUGACUGAAUUUGACAUAAUUUGAUUACAGUUUUCGGGACAGGUACAUUACAUUGGAUGAUGACAGACGGAACAUGCUUGCGGAGAAGGGGCGGACCCUACAAGACAGACCCGGUGACGGACCUGCGUCGCUGGAGGCUGAGUAAUGUGGAGGGCAGACAGGCUUGGUGCUACCUGGAAGAUGGAGACACGGUGGACAGGCCCCAGUCCAUGCUGGAGGCCCAUUCCCUGGGUCUGGACACGAGCGAGUAUAUUGCCGCGUCUGCACCUGCCCAGACUGCAGUGGAAGCUGCUAGAAAGGGAAUGGAAUUCUACAGCCAGCUUCAGGCUGAGGACGGACACUGGGCCGGGGACUACGGCGGACCCCUCUUUUUGCUUCCCGGGCUUCUUAUAACCUGCCACGUCGCGAAGAUCCCCCUGCCGGAGGCGUGGAAGAAGGAGAUGGUGCGGUACUUACGCUCAGUGCAGCUGCCUGACGGAGGAUGGGGCCUGCACAUCGAAGACAAGUCGACUGUUUUCGGCACAGCCCUCAGCUACACCUCCCUCAGGAUUCUGGGGGUCGGGCCGGACGACCCAGACAUGGUGCGAGCGAGGAACAACCUCCACAGCAAAGGAGGUGCUGUAGGGAUCCCAUCCUGGGGGAAGUUCUGGUUGGCUAUUCUGAACGUGUACAGUUGGGAAGGGAUGAACACUCUUUUUCCGGAGAUGUGGCUGUUUCCCGCCUGGGUGCCGGCACAUCCCUCCACCCUGUGGUGCCACUGUCGACAGGUCUAUCUCCCCAUGAGCUACUGCUAUGCCGUCAGGCUCGCAGCCCAAGAGGACCCACUGGUGCUCAGUUUGAGACAGGAGCUUUACGUCCAAGAUUAUUCAUCGAUAAAUUGGCCAGCGCAAAGGAAUAACGUCGCAGCUUGUGACCUGUACACACCCCACAGCACAUUACUGACUGUUGCCUACAUGGUUCUGAACAUGUACGAGGCUCACCACAGCACGAUGCUGAGAGAGAGAGCGGUGAAGGAGCUCUACGAUCACAUCAAAGCAGACGACCGCUUCACAAAGUGCAUCAGCAUCGGGCCGAUUUCUAAAACCAUUAACAUGCUGGUUCGCUGGCACGUCGAGGGCCCAUCCUCUCCAGACUUUCAGAAGCACGUCUCCAGGAUCCCAGAUUACCUCUGGAUUGGGCUGGAUGGUAUGAAGAUGCAGGGAACCAAUGGAUCUCAGCUGUGGGACACUGCCUUCGCGGUGCAGGCUUUCCUCGAGGCAGGGGCACAAGACAACCCUGGGUUUACAGAAUGCCUCCGACACGCACACGAGUUCCUUAAUCUCACCCAGAUUAAAGACAACCCUCCAGAGUAUGAGAAGUAUUACAGGCAAAUGAACAAGGGGGGGUUUCCCUUCAGCACACGGGACUGUGGCUGGAUUGUGGCGGAUUGCACAGCUGAGGGGCUGAAGUCUGUGAUGUUACUGCAGGAACAGUGUCGUUUCAUCACGGAGCAUGUUCCCAAAGAGAGACUCUAUGACGCUGUCAACGUGUUGUUAAGCAUGAGAAACGCCGAUGGUGGAUUUGCCACGUACGAGACCAAGCGAGGAGGGAGAUUGCUUGAGCUGCUGAACCCUUCCGAAGUCUUCGGUGACAUCAUGAUUGAUUACACGUACGUGGAGUGCACUUCGGCCGUGAUGCAGGCCCUCCAGCACUUCCAUCGUGAAUUCCCACAGCACCGGCCAGAGGAGAUCAGGUCGACGCUGAAGGUGGGUCUAGAGUACUGCAGAAGAGUGCAGAGGCCCGAUGGAUCAUGGGAAGGGUCUUGGGGAGUGUGUUUCACUUAUGGAAUCUGGUUCGGAUUGGAAGCAUUUGCCUGUAUGGGUCACGCCUUUAAAAACGGAUCAGCGUGCGUGGAGGUGCAGCGUGCCUGUGACUUCCUGCUGGCGAAGCAGAUGGAGGACGGAGGGUGGGGGGAGGACUUUGAGUCAUGUGAGCAGCGCCGCUACAUCCAGAGCCAGAACUCCCAGAUCCACAACACGUGUUGGGCUUUACUGGGAUUAAUGACCGUCAGAUACCCUGAUAGCAAAGUCAUAGAGCGGGGGAUUCAGCUCUUGAUUGACAAGCAGCUUCCCAACGGAGACUGGCCACAGGAGAACAUCUCCGGCGUCUUCAAUAAGAGCUGUGCCAUCAGCUAUACCUCGUACAGGAACGUGUUUCCCGUGUGGGCUCUGGGCCGGUUCCUACGGCUCUACCCCUCCAGUCCACUGGCAGGCAAAGUGAAGCUCUGAGACAUUCAAGAAAUAUUUCGCUGUUGGAGAACGCUGAAGAAAUUCCUCACGACCUGCUGAAGAAACGUUGCUUUCUGAUACAAACCUACAUGCUGCUAUCGGAGGUGUAGAACUGAUAUGUUAACAUGUGCCUUGCCACGUGUAAUCUGUAGUCAUAGACAUAAUGUAUAGUACAUUGCUGGUGUAGAAAGAAGCACUGUUUUACUUAACUGUACUUUUUUUUUUUUUUGUUUUUUUUUAAAUCUUGCUUGUCUUUUGUAAUUCAAAUAGAUUUUGAACGGGAUCAAAUAAAUCAUUUCGUAUGUUUGUCAUGA
Messenger RNA from Chanos chanos (milkfish), 2632 nucleotides. It is a transcript of the gene lss, whose product is annotated as lanosterol synthase (2,3-oxidosqualene-lanosterol cyclase). Gene Ontology annotation, cellular component: lipid droplet. Gene Ontology annotation, biological process: triterpenoid biosynthetic process; cholesterol biosynthetic process. NCBI's taxonomy places the organism in Eukaryota, Metazoa, Chordata, Actinopteri, Gonorynchiformes, Chanidae. The coding region runs from base 108 to 2318 and encodes 736 amino acids. Gene Ontology annotation, molecular function: lanosterol synthase activity. The transcript has 22 exons. The record is from RefSeq and is a predicted model, not a curated record.